This is a messenger RNA of Xenopus tropicalis (tropical clawed frog), 1961 nucleotides long. RefSeq names its product StAR related lipid transfer domain containing 6 (gene stard6). Lineage: Eukaryota; Metazoa; Chordata; Amphibia; Anura; Pipidae. The coding region runs from base 544 to 1188 and encodes 214 amino acids. Gene Ontology annotation, molecular function: lipid binding. The record is from RefSeq and is a predicted model, not a curated record. The transcript is spliced from 8 exons.
ACUUUACAAUGUGAUAUAAAUGUAUUUUGGAAUGCUGCUUAGAACUGUAUUUUCUUUUAGAGAGCAAAAUGCAAACAGUGGGUGGAGUUCCUCUUUGAAGGAGAGUAUGUUUCCUGGCGCCAGUACUUAAGAUGGCUGACUUUGCUUCACACCGGGCCAUGUGACCUAUGAGUCACGUGGCAGACAUGUACAGUUGCUGAUUUUGAACUUCCUGGAAGAAUAACAAUGAGUGGUUCUAUCAGCGACUGACAGAUCAAAGUUCAGAGCAGAAGGUUAUUAGAUCUGAGCAGCCAGCGUCUCCUCUCUGCAGCCAAACGGGUGCUGGGGGUCAUAUCCCCAGGGAGUUGGCAGUCCUUCCACAAACAAACCAUGUCUGUGUUUUUGACCCUGGCAACUGACCCUGCCGCUGACUCCCCUGUCUGGUGACGGGCCCUAGAGACAACCCCUCUGCCCUCUUUGGUUCGAGGAAAUGCAGGAACGUGCUUAGCAAAACAAACAAACAAGGUGCUGCGGGGAGUCCAAUCUACAACCUGUGUUGCUGGAAUGUGCCGGAGGCAAGAGAUGGACUAUCAGAAGACUGCGGCUGAUGUUGCGCAAAAGAUUUUAUCGUACAGCCAAGACACAUCAGGGUGGAAAGUCUCCAAGUCAACAAAAAAUAUAGUUGUCUCCUGGAAACCAUCCAAGGAAUAUUCCGGAAAUAUAUACCGUGGAGAGGGGAUAAUCGAGGAAACCCCAGAGAAGCUCGUCCCAUUUCUGUAUCUUGCGGAGUACAGGUCCAAGUGGGACAAAGCACUGCAGUUUUAUGACAUUUUAGAGCAUAUUGACAAGGACACAGUGAUCUGCCACUCUAUAAGCCAUAGCUAUGGGAUGGGUCUAAUUUCAUCAAGAGAAUUUAUUGAUCUGGUACAUAUCAAGAGAUAUGAUGAAGGCGUGAUCACUACUAACUCUAUAAGUGUGGACUAUGCAGGCUGUCCGGUAUCUAGCUCACACGUCCGAGGCUUUAAUAAUCCAUGUGGAUAUGUCUGUUCCCCGCUCCCUGAGAAUCCAGAGCAUUCCAAACUUGUCGUUUUUAUCCAGCCGGAGCUAGGAGGUUUGCUUCCUCGUUCAUUGGUGGAAACGGCCCUUCCAAACAACGUCUUCAAUCUCAUCAAAGAUACCAAAGAAGGAGUGAAAAAGCUUCUCCCUUAAAUAACAGUGAGGGGAUUACCAGGCAGGGAAGACUUCUAAGCACGUGUAACGGACACUGCUCUUCUACUUCAGAAGAAGUAUGGCGAGAUAUAUCAAUAUUCAAAAAAUCUUUCUAAUUUUUCUCAGCAAAUUUUAUCCUGAGAAACAUCGUGGAACAUUUCUCGACUUUUCUCUUUUACGUUCUCGGGUAUUUCUCAAGCGUGGAAAUGCCGGAGAAAUAUUUUUGACAGUUCUGCAAAGUCCCAAUAAUGGUGCAGCAACCGGGGGAUUCUCAUAUAGAAAAACUUUCAUCCAAGAUGCGCUCAUUGGUUUGGAAGGAUCGCAGUAGAAAAAUCGAUAUAUAGACAAAAAAUGUUGAUCCGCUGGAAAAAAUAUUGUUUCUUCAGCUCACAAUCCAAAUACCUCAACGUUACGUCGGACCUCAGCGAAGCCGGAUCCACCAGAAAUACUGAUUACCUUCAUUUGUUUACAGAAAACAAAGCUGUACCUCCCUGUGUACUGUAGUCAUUCCAUAGCGUUCAGUUGCACGUUUAUACAAUGGUGGGUCCACCUUCCUAUAAGGCAGUAGAAGGGAUAGGGUUCUAGGUUUACCAAACCCAGAUAUGGUGCUUUGCCUUCAGAGGAUUUUAAAGGGAAUGGAAAAUUUGCAAACGACAUAGAACUGAGAUUACUGUUAUAGAGUCAUGCUGUCCAGCUGCAGGCUGAAUGGGGCCCUCCUAGGAUUUAUGUUUUUGGCCCCUAUACUUCCAUAAAGUUCUUUGGAUUACAGUGAA